AUGGCCAUAUCCAUGCUGCAGGACGCCCAAACACGAAGCCUUGCUGCUGCGUUGGCUGGCAUAAAGCGUGAAGAAAUUGUGGUGGAUCGCUCGAUGUCGCUGUCACCGCCAAUGUCGGCAAACACCUCCGCCAGUAGUCCGGUGGCAGCUACAAAUAGUCUCUACCCGGCGAUGGGGCUGCAACAGGCAGCUGCCGCAUCUGCAUUCGGCAUGUUGUCGCCAACACAACUCAUGGCUGCCAAUCGUCAGGCGGCUGCUUUUAUGGCACAGCUGCCAAUGAGCACAUUGGCAAACACGCUCUUUCCACAUAAUCCAGCGGCACUUUUUGGUGCCUGGGCGGCACAGCAGCAACAACAUCAACAGCAGCAGCAGCAACAGUUGCAACAGCAGCAGUUGCAGCAGCAACACUUGCCACUUGGCGGCACGCAUUUGCACUCGCCGCCAGCGAGUCCCCACUCGCCGUUAGCCAGCACUGGCAAACACAGCUUGAGCUCACCAAACAGCACUCCACAACACCAACAACAACAGCAAAAUAUGGUUUUGGGUGAGCCUCUGAAGAAAUCGCGAAAGCUCUCCGUCAAGAAGGAGUUCCAAACGGAGAUUAGCAUGAGUGUCAGCGAUCUCUAUAAUCAUCAUCAUAAUUCGCAUCAUCAUCACCAUCAUCAUCAUACGCCCAGUGGACCCAUUUCACCGCCCUCCAGCGGCAGCUCACCAAACUCCUCCGCACACGAGGCAAGCUCAGCAGGAACAACAACAACAACAGUUGCAACAACAACAGCAACAGUAGCAACAGCUGCUGCUCCCUCCUCAAAGGAUCCGUCGCGUGACAAGAGUUUCACUUGCAAGAUUUGCUCGCGCAGCUUUGGUUACAAGCAUGUCCUGCAGAACCACGAACGCACCCACACCGGUGAGAAACCCUUCGAGUGCCCCGAGUGCCACAAGCGCUUCACUCGCGAUCAUCAUCUGAAGACCCAUAUGCGUCUCCAUACCGGGGAGAAACCGUAUCAUUGCUCCCACUGCGACAGGCAGUUUGUCCAAGUGGCCAAUCUCAGGCGUCAUCUGCGGGUUCAUACGGGGGAACGUCCUUACACCUGCGAGAUUUGUGAUGGCAAAUUUAGUGAUUCGAAUCAAUUGAAGUCGCACAUGUUGGUGCACAAUGGCGAGAAGCCAUUUGAAUGCGAUCGUUGCCACAUGAAAUUCCGUCGGCGACAUCAUCUGAUGAAUCACAAGUGUGGCAUUCAAUCCCCGCCACCCACACCCGCCCUCUCACCGGCCAUGAGUGGUGAUUUUCCGCUUGCGGCAGUCGCAGCUGCAGCUGCUGCAGCUUCCGCGCUGGAGAGUUCAACGCAUAAGUUUGCUCAGAUGUGCGCCAGUUAUGGCGGCUCUGAGGAGUCCAUGGAAAUGAGCAAGGAUGCCGAAGAUGCACCACUCGAUCUCUCCGAGGAUGGUGGCAGCUCUGUCGAUGGCCAGUGUAUUGGCAGCGGCAGUGGUGGCAGCAAUGCACGCCGCAAGGCUCAAGAUAUACGUCGUGUGUUUCGGCUACCACCGCCACAGAUUGCGCAUGUGACAAGUGCGAUGCCGGAGCAAACGGAGCCGGAGGAUUUGAGCAUGCACUCGCCACGUUCGGUGGAAUCGCAUGAGCCAAACGAGGACAUCGACCUCGAUGACCUCGACGAUGCAGCGGCGCUUUAUCUACGCCAGCAACAGCAGCAGCUCCACUAGAGCACUCGCUCCUAAUCCUCUUCC
This is a messenger RNA of Drosophila grimshawi, 1746 nucleotides long. RefSeq names its product protein krueppel. NCBI's taxonomy places the organism in Eukaryota, Metazoa, Arthropoda, Insecta, Diptera, Drosophilidae. Gene Ontology annotation, biological process: regulation of transcription by RNA polymerase II. Gene Ontology annotation, molecular function: RNA polymerase II cis-regulatory region sequence-specific DNA binding; DNA-binding transcription factor activity. The record is from RefSeq and is a predicted model, not a curated record. Bases 1 to 1722 code for a protein of 573 amino acids. The transcript has 2 exons.